Molecule: messenger RNA, 2401 nt
Organism: Malus domestica (apple)
Lineage: Eukaryota; Viridiplantae; Streptophyta; Magnoliopsida; Rosales; Rosaceae
Product: ATP-dependent zinc metalloprotease FTSH 2, chloroplastic
Biological process (GO): proteolysis
Cellular component (GO): membrane
Molecular function (GO): ATP binding; ATP-dependent peptidase activity; metalloendopeptidase activity
Source: RefSeq, a predicted model, not a curated record
AUAAGCCACGUAGGGUGCUCUAAAACCACAUCCACUCCUUAAAAAAAUCCCAUUUGGCUUCCCCCAUUCAUUGGAGCUAUUUAUGUAGCUCGCCCCAUCCCUAAAAUCCCCAUUCUUUCCCUCACGAAAUCCCUCCAUUUUUCAAGAUGGCAGCAUCAUCAGCAUGCCUUGUGGGGAAUGGGUUAUCUACCCACGGUACUAAGCCAAAUUUGAGCAAGGACUUCUGUGGCAGGCAUCUCUUGCACCCUUCAGCUCUUCCAUCGUUGGGUAAAGUGACAAAAACAGUUCUCACAAAGGCGUCGCUAGACCAAAGGCAAAACGAGGGAAGAAGAGGCUUUCUCAAGUUGUUGCUUGGGAAUGUGGGAAUAGGAGCACCAGCUAUACUUGGAGCGGGGAAUGCUUUGGCCGCCGAUGAUCAAGGUGUCUCUUCUUCAAGGAUGUCUUAUUCCAGGUUCUUGGAGUAUCUGGACAAGGGCAGGGUGACUAAAGUUGAUUUGUUUGAGAAUGGAACCAUUGCUAUUGUUGAGGCUGUUUCUCCUGAGUUAGGGAACCGAUUGCAGCGGGUUCGUGUUCAACUUCCGGGGCUAAGCCAAGAGCUCCUCCAGAAGUUCAGGGAAAAGAACAUCGACUUUGCAGCACAUAAUGCUCAAGAAGACUCGGGCUCUCUUUUAUUUAACCUGAUUGGAAAUCUUGCUUUCCCACUAAUUUUAAUUGGGGGUUUGUUCCUACUCUCAAGGCGUUCAUCCGGGGGCAUGGGUGGUCCAGGUGGGCCUGGAUUUCCUCUACAAUUUGGUCAAUCUAAAGCCAAGUUCCAAAUGGAACCAAACACCGGAGUGACAUUUGAUGAUGUUGCUGGGGUAGAUGAAGCCAAGCAAGAUUUCGUGGAGGUGGUCGAGUUCUUAAAGAAGCCUGAGAGGUUCACUGCUGUUGGGGCUCGAAUUCCUAAAGGUGUUCUUCUUGUUGGCCCUCCGGGAACCGGAAAGACUCUGCUAGCAAAGGCAAUUGCUGGUGAAGCUGGUGUUCCAUUUUUCUCCAUCUCAGGUUCUGAGUUUGUUGAAAUGUUUGUUGGUGUUGGUGCUUCCCGAGUUCGUGAUCUUUUUAAGAAGGCCAAGGAGAAUGCACCUUGCAUUGUAUUUGUUGAUGAAAUUGACGCUGUUGGACGGCAAAGAGGAACUGGAAUUGGUGGAGGGAACGAUGAAAGGGAACAAACCCUUAAUCAGCUUUUGACAGAAAUGGAUGGUUUUGAGGGCAACACUGGUAUCAUUGUGGUUGCAGCGACUAACAGGGCAGAUAUUCUUGACUCUGCCUUACUGAGGCCUGGCCGGUUUGACAGGCAGGUGUCUGUUGAUGUCCCAGACAUUCGAGGAAGAACAGAGAUCUUAAAGGUUCAUGCUAGCAAUAAGAAGUUUGAUGGAAGUGUUUCCCUUGAUGUUGUAGCCAUGAGGACACCCGGCUUCAGUGGGGCUGAUCUCGCAAACCUCCUUAAUGAAGCAGCUAUAUUGGCUGGUCGACGUGGGAAGUCAGCAAUUUCAUCUAAAGAGAUUGAUGAUUCAAUUGAUAGAAUAGUGGCUGGAAUGGAAGGAACAGUAAUGACAGAUGGAAAGAGUAAAAGUCUGGUGGCAUAUCACGAAGUUGGGCAUGCCAUCUGUGGGACAUUGACUCCAGGGCAUGAUGCUGUUCAAAAGGUGACAUUAGUCCCUCGUGGUCAGGCUCGGGGUCUUACAUGGUUUAUUCCUGCAGAUGAUCCUACCUUGAUCUCCAAGCAGCAACUGUUUGCAAGAAUUGUUGGUGGACUUGGUGGUAGAGCCGCAGAGGAAGUGAUCUUUGGCGAGCCUGAGGUGACAACAGGUGCAGCUGGUGAUUUGCAGCAGAUCACUGGUUUGGCCAAACAGAUGGUCACCACCUUCGGAAUGUCUGAUAUUGGACCAUGGUCAUUGAUGGAUGCGUCCCAGAGCGGUGACGUCAUUAUGAGAAUGAUGGCAAGGAACUCAAUGUCAGAAAAGCUUGCUGAAGACAUUGAUACAGCUAUUAAGAGAUUAUCGGAUGAAGCAUAUGAGAUUGCGUUGACCCACAUAAGAAACAACCGGGAAGCCAUUGACAAGAUCGUGGAGGUCCUUCUUGAAAAGGAAACAAUGACCGGGGAUGAAUUCCGGGCACUCCUAUCCGAAUUCGCUGAAAUCCCAGUUGAAAACCGGGUCCCUGCUGCAGUUCCGUCGCCUGUAGCUGUUUAGAUAGUGCAACUCAUACCGUCAUCGACACUUAGCUAAACAUCUAUAGUUGGUAAAGGUGUAUAAAAGCUGUAAUUUUUUGUAUUACUUGUAGCGUAACGUGAUGACCAAAUAUACAUGGGCAUGAAAUUCCUCCACUCUGCAGUCUUUUAUUGAUCUUUUUGUGUUCUACA